CAGGAGGCGGCAGCAGCAGCAGCAAGAGUUUUGAGGGGGGAACGAGCAGCAGCACCUCACCCAAAGGGGGCGACGCCACACCUCUCUUGCAGACGCACAAACAAACACGUGAAACUGUGUGAAGCUCAGGGGAAAGGAACGACACUUUGGAGAUCAAGGCUGCGUCCAUCGCUUCAUCCAUCCAUCCCUCCAUCGCUGGGACUGAUAUGCUCGCUGCCGUUCGUCUAACCUCUAACCUCGCGUCGCCGUAGCCGUCUCAGCCUGCCCGCCCUGCCCGCGUGUGUGCCCGUCGCCUCAUUUGACAACUGACCAAGAGGAACCGAGACCGGAACCCCACUCUGCCAUCAUGAACUUCCUCCGCCGCCGCCUCUCCGACAGCAGCUUCAUGUCCAACCUGCCCAACGGCUACAUGACGGACCUCCAGAGGCCGGACCCAACUGCGCCCCCUCCCCCGACUGCCUCGUCCCCUUCCCAGCAAGGACCCACCACCACCACCACCCCGUCCUCGCCGGCCCCGGCCCAAUCUCCCACCAAAGCUCCGCCUUUGUCCCAGGCCCCGGCCAGCUCGCCGGGCCCUCAGGAGCGCCGCCUGUCCCAGCAGGCUCAGCAGUCCCCGCAGGCCCAGUCCUCCUUCUCUGGUGGUUCCUCUGGAUUCUUCAGCUCCAUCACUAACGUGGUCAAGCAGACAGCCGCGUCCGCCGCCGGGUUUGUGGAGCAGUCGGCUCCUUCUCCAUCCCUCUCCAAGAAGUUUAAGACCCUACUGGUCAUUGACGAACUUCAGCAUGAGUGGGCCAAAGUAUUCAGAGGAAAGAAGGUUCUCACGGAGUAUGACGUCAAAGUGGAGCAGGCUGAGUUCUCGGACAUCAACCUCAUCUCGCAUUCGGAUGGAACUUGCAGCGUGGACAUGCAGGUCAUCAAGGGCGGGGCCAAAGCCAUCAGGUCCUUCAGGCCAGACUUUGUGUUGGUUCGCCAACACGCCUUCAGCAUGGCCCAGAACGAAGACUUUAGGAAUUUAAUCAUCGGUCUGCAGUAUGCCGGCAUCCCCUCUGUCAACUCACUGGACUCCAUCUACAACCUCUGCGAUAAACCUUGGGCUUUUUCCCAGUUGAUCAACAAUCAGAAGAGGCUGGGUGCAGACAAGUUCCCUGUCAUUGACCAGACGUUCUACCCAAACUAUAAGGACAUGAUUACAACGCCAAGCUUUCCCGUCGUGGUGAAGAUCGGACACGCUCACUCCGGAAUGGGAAAGGUUAAAGUGGACAACGUGAGCGACUUCCAGGACAUUGCCAGCGUUGUGGCCAUCACUCAGACUUACUGCACCACGGAGCCUUUCAUCGACGCCAAGUACGACAUCAGGGUGCAGAAGAUCGGUGUCGACUAUAAGGCGUACAUGCGAACAUCCAUCUCUGGUAAUUGGAAGAGCAACACCGGCUCUGCCAUGUUGGAGCAAGUAGCCAUGACUGACAAGUACAAGCUGUGGGUGGAUACCUGCGCCGAGAUCUUUGGCGGCCUGGACAUUUGCGCCGUCAAGGCCAUUUGUGGCAAGGACGGCAAUGACUACAUCACUGAGGUGGUGGGCUCGUCUAUGCAGCUGGUUGGCGAUCACCAGGCGGAAGAUCGCCAGCUCAUCUCGGAAGUGGUGCUGGCUAAGAUGCACCAGGCCCUGGCAGCCAAGACGUCCGGUGCUUCCCGGUCACCCGCUCGCUCCCCUCAGGGCCAACAGAAGACAAGUGCUGCAGCGCCCCCACAGAGCGCCAGCAAUAAAGACGGACCGCCAGAUGCAAGCAAAACCGCAGGCCAGCGUCCUCAACCCCAAGGAGCAUCAGUCAAGCCGCAGGUUGCGGAGUCGUCUUCAGCGACAGUUAAGAAAUCUUCUGAGCCGCCAUCAAAGCCCAGCCAAGCCCAGAAACCGACCCAGAAGCCAACUCCGGUCCAGAAGGCGGCCUCGGUGACCAAGCCCCCAGUGCCAAGGCCUCCCCCCAUGACAAGAGCGCCAUCUGUCACAAAACCUGCUCCAGAUCCCAGCUCAGCUCCUUCCAAAGGUUCUUCAUCUUCCCCAGCUAAGUCGGCAGCACGUCCGGGUUCCCCCUCAGCUUCCUCGGCUCCCACCACAGAGCAGCCCAAGCCCCAGAUCCCGGGAUCGCCCACCGUAGCUCCCGGAAAACCAAAAGACCUGCCGCCCAAACCCACACCUCCCGCCAAGCCCAUCCCUCCCGUGCGCAGGAACUCCAAGCCCCAGCUGCAGCCAAAGCCCAAAACCCCGCCUCCUCCCAGAGCUUCACCCAAACCGCAGACGACCGACCCGCAAAACCCGGAACCGGCUGAGACCUCGGACGACGCCUCUGCCGCCAGCACCUCCCCUGCCCCGGCGCAGAUUCAGUCGCCGGCCAAAGCCAGCCCAUCACCGCCUAGCGUCCAGUCUCCCGCGAAGGCCAAGGCCGCCUCUCCCUCCCAAAACCCUGAACCCGAAACAGCCGCCGAGGCCCAAGAGGAUCAAGCAGCAUCCCAGCCAAAAAGCCAUCCUCUGCUCAAUAAGUCCCAGUCACUGACCAAUGCCUUCAACGCCUUCAGCGACUCUUCCUUCUUCCGCGGAGUCUCCAGCUCCGGCGCCGGCGACGGCCAAGAGGAGGCCAAGGCCGAGACCAUUCGCAACCUCCGAAAGUCCUUCGCCAGCCUUUUCUCUGACUAGAACCCCCUCAACCCCGGCCCCUAUAACACCGUAUAGCUUCUGGCUCCUCAUCACCCCUUUCUCUUUCUAUGUUGACCAACCAUGAUUGACAUUUCAAUGUGAAGCAGUCUGAGAUGUGCGUGUUAAAUUUAAACGUUCUCUGGUCCCUCUUCUCCUUCUUCAUGCCAGCUUCUGGGUAGGAUGUUCCGUGCAUGCAGCUGUACCAGGAUAGGUGGAAUGAGAGAGUUAUGUCGCUGAUAAACACUUAAAUAGAAUAUAAUGAUAGCAUAGGAUACACAAGAGAGUAUAUUUAUUUUCCCACUGCACACUUAAUUGUUGAAACUAUAUUUAAAAAAGAAAAAAAGCAUACAGUGGAACCUCCAAGGUGGAACACCCUAAAAUUGGUACAAUUUGAUGAAAAAUAUGCAAAAGAAGAAGUGAUGCUAACCAUGAAAUAUGAAAUAGAACUUGGAUUAGCGUAGGAACCGGGUAGGAAAGUGUCUGUAUUAAUUAAAGACAAAUUGGAUUCACUAUUUCCAAGUUGAUAAAAACGGCCACAAAGCUCAAGAUAGUAAUGCAGUGCCAGCAGUAGCCAUAAAUCACCACCGGGUGUCAGUAUCGCUCUGCAAUCAUCUCAAUUGUCAAUCAUUUUUAAAGCAUACCGUAUUUUUCGGACUAUAAGUCGCAGUUUUUUUUCAUAGUUUGGCCGGGGUGCGACUUAUACUCAGGAGCGACUUAUGUG
Molecule: messenger RNA, 3410 nt
Organism: Entelurus aequoreus (snake pipefish)
Lineage: Eukaryota; Metazoa; Chordata; Actinopteri; Syngnathiformes; Syngnathidae
Gene: syn2b
Product: synapsin IIb
Exons: 13
Coding region: 347-2689 (780 amino acids)
Biological process (GO): neurotransmitter secretion
Cellular component (GO): synaptic vesicle; synaptic vesicle membrane
Molecular function (GO): ATP binding
Source: RefSeq, a predicted model, not a curated record